Scomber scombrus (Atlantic mackerel) is the source of this 7463-nucleotide messenger RNA. It is a transcript of the gene ulk2, whose product is annotated as unc-51 like autophagy activating kinase 2. Bases 1076 to 4198 code for a protein of 1040 amino acids. Gene Ontology annotation, molecular function: ATP binding; protein serine/threonine kinase activity. Gene Ontology annotation, biological process: autophagy; protein autophosphorylation; peptidyl-serine phosphorylation. The record is from RefSeq and is a predicted model, not a curated record. Gene Ontology annotation, cellular component: cytoplasm; autophagosome. The transcript has 26 exons. Lineage: Eukaryota; Metazoa; Chordata; Actinopteri; Scombriformes; Scombridae.
CAACACCUGCCGUUUGUUAUGAUGUAACAGCGGUGCACAGUGAUUGAUAUUUAUAGUUGAUAUUAGCAGGUUAAUAUACAGUAGCUUGACGUGGACAGGGAUAUAACUGAAGCUGACGGCUGCUGCAACGCUAACCUUAGCCGUCCUGACUGACUUGACGACGAAGGAAACAACGAAAGUGUUCGUUUAUGUCACACGGAUGAAAUUAAUGCUCACUGGCGAAACGUCUGUGUUUUUCGAGAGGACAGAAAUGUGUCUUGUGGACUCGGACGCCUGGUCGAAGAGGAAAUGUAAAAAGGACUAACGCCUUCAGACAAACAACAGUCCGGUGUUGACAUUUGUGUUGCAUCUUUUCGAUUUGUUGAAGCUAACAGUGACUGUUGACUAGCUCGCGGAUGUUGGCUAGCUUUAUAUGUCGCUGCGGCUUGUAUUUUUCAGAUAGACGUAGGUUAAAUGAUUCAGUGUCACAUAACAGACUAACCUUAUUCCCAUAAUAUUGCUGUCAUGUUUGCAGAGAGCUGCUAUGGGCAGCAGCUAUGACGCUAGGUCUACAGGGUUAUGUCACUGUCAGGCUAACAGAUAGCUCGCUGUCUGCAGCUGCUCCACUGUUUGCAUGGUCAUGUCUCACAGGCUUGGCAUCAUGUAGACUGUCCCUCUGAACAGGUUAGGCUUCUGGGGAAUAAACAGUGUGUUAGUGAGCCUCCUCGGUGAGUAAUGCAAAGCUGGAUUGCAGCUAUCCAACUGGGUCAAAGACUUGACAGCUGGUACUGAUACAGUUUAGGUCAGGAUUGUUGCUAGCCAUGCUCAAAGCCGUCUGCUCUGUGUGAUAUUACAAACAUCCCAACCUAGUUAGAGGGCAUGUGAAUGCAUCAUGUCCUGUCUGCAUCUCUUAUUUAUGCAAUAAGACACAUCAGAGCAGCCUGUCAUGAAAUAAAGCCGCAGUGCGAGGAGCAGCAGCAGCAGCACCAGGACUGAGUGGAAUAUUUUGCUCCAGGAUUAUAUUCUGAAGAGGAGAGCAACGUUCAGAGCUGUCCACUCCAGGGUUCAGCAUCAGCUGUACCAUCAACUCAUCACGAUGGAGACAGUGGGAGAUUUUGAGUACAGCAGAAAAGACCUGGUUGGACAUGGAGCCUUUGCUGUGGUGUUCAAAGGAAGACACAGGAAGAAGACAGAUUGGGAGGUGGCCAUCAAGAGUAUUAAUAAGAAGAACCUGUCCAAGUCCCAGAUACUUCUUGGCAAGGAAAUCAAAAUCCUGAAGGAGCUCCAGCAUGAGAACAUCGUGGCACUUUAUGAUGUCCAGGAAACUCCCAACUCUGUUUUCCUGGUCAUGGAAUACUGUAACGGAGGUGAUCUCGCCGACUAUCUGCAAGCCAAGGGGACCCUGAGAGAAGACACACUGAGGGUUUUCCUCCAGCAGAUAUCUGCGGCCAUGCGCAUCCUCAACAGCAAAGGAAUCAUCCACCGUGACCUGAAACCACAGAACAUCCUGUUGUCAUAUGCGGGUCGCAAGAAGUCCAACAUCAGCGGCAUCCGCAUCAAAAUAGCUGACUUUGGCUUCGCACGAUACCUCCAGAGUAACAUGAUGGCUGCCACGCUAUGUGGGUCACCCAUGUACAUGGCCCCAGAGGUCAUCAUGUCCCAGAACUAUGACGCCAAGGCUGACCUGUGGAGCAUAGGGACAGUCAUCUUCCAGUGUCUGGUCGGCAAGCCACCUUUCCAGGCCAAUAGUCCCCAAGACCUGAGGAUGUUCUAUGAGAAAAACAAGAAUCUACAACCCAUCAUCCCGAGGGAGACAUCCCCCACUCUUAGUGACCUUUUAAUGGGGUUGCUCCAGAGGAAUCAGAAAGACAGGAUGGACUUUGACACAUUUUUCAGCCAUCCUUUCUUGGAGCCAACAUCCACCAUUAAAAAAUCGUGUCCAGUGCCGGUCCCCAGCGCCUCUAACGCUGCAUCGGACAGUUCCUGUGGCAGUUCCCCAUGCAUCCGCUACAACUCCCCUCCUUCACUCCCGGACAUGCAGACUCUAGCAGAAGAUGGCCUGUCAUCCCCUCCGUUGGGUCCGCCCAACUUCCUGCAGCUGUCCAAGGAGUCCGCAGGAAGCACCAGCAGCAAGAACUCCUCCUGUGACACUGAUGACUUUGUCCUGGUGCCUCACAUCUCUACUGACAGCUAUGACCAGCCAAUGGGAGUGGGUCGCCGGCCGUCCAGCGAGUUCCUCAUGUGUGCAGGGCAGCCACAGCCGACCCCGGGACAGACUCCUAUGGUGUCCCCGCGGGCAGAGACCACCCCCAUCCCCGUUCCUACCCAAGUCCGCAACUACCAGCGCAUCAAGCAGAACCUCUCCAGCAGCCCGACCACCACGCUCUACAGCUCCCCCAGGUCUGGCACAGUGAGACGCUCCAACACUAGUCCUAUGGGGUUUCCCAAGGUAGGCUCAGGAUCCCCCAGCUCUGCAGAUGUCCCUCAGACAGUGGGUCGCCGCCUCUCCACAGGCAGCUCCCGGCCCUACUCUCCUUCACCUCUGGUGGGCACCAUCCCUGAGCAGCUGGGUCACUGCUGCUGUCACCUGCAGAACCACGAGCCUCGCAGCCGGAGCUCCUCAGGAGGCUCCCCCGUCCCGUCCUCUCAGCUCCUGGGGGCUCGUCUCCAGAGCGCCCCCACCCUGACCGAGGUCUACCAGACCAGGCAGAAGCUCCACAAGCAGCUGUCAGACCCGGUUCAGCCUUCCUCCUCAUCCUGCAGUCACUCCCCUCAGCUCGGCCGACCGACCAACCUCGGCUCCUCCCCCACCAAGCUGCUGGGCUCCUCCCCACGCACGUCCGACUGGCUGCAGAAGUCCCCUCUGCCCACCAUCAUUGGUUCCCCCACCAAGACCAUUUCAGCACCAUUCAAGAUCCCCAAAACACAGGCAUCCUGUAACUUGAUGGCGCUGGCAGACACCCCCAUGCCCACCAAGCCGCUGGCAGAUGCCAGAGAUAUCUGUGCCCAACACUGCAGCCCCUACCCCUGUGGACGUCCAGCUGCCCCGGAGGCCAGCAGGACCUUUGGCAGGUCUGUCAGUACAGGCCGUCUGUCUGAGCAGCCAAUCAGAAUCACUCUGGGUGGACAGGCCUAUCAGGGCAGCACUGACAGCCUGAACACAGAGCGACCCAUGGACACAGCCCCUGCAGGUCCCACUGUUCUGGCUCAGGGUGUGUCAGCAAGUCCCCGCACCGUCCUUUUCACCGUGGGGUCACCGCCCAACAGCAGCACUCCACCUACCUGCAGCCAUCUGGGAACCCGACCACGAACCACCUCAGUGGGUUCAAACAGCUCGGCUGGCUCCCUGUGUUCCACCAGCGGUCGGGUCUACGUCGGCUCUCCUCCGGGCAUGGCCAUAGGCUCCUCUCCUCCAGGAGGCUUUGGUUGUGGGCAGAUCAUUCCCGGGACAGAGGGGGCACCCAGCAGUCUGCGCUAUGUCCCCUAUGGAACCUCCCCUCCCAGCUUGGAGGGAUUCAUCACCUUUGAAGCCCCCGAGCUACCCGAGGAGACCCUCAUGGAGCGGGAGCACACAGACACCCUGAUGCACCUGCGGAUGAUGCUCUCCUUCACCGACUGCGUCCUGGAAAUGGCGGCAGUCAGAGCUGGGGGGACGGAGCUCGGCGUGUCGGCCGCCUCCCUGUACCCUCCUCAGGACAGUGUGGUUGUUGACCAGAUAAGCCAGCUCAGCAAAGAGUGGGGGCAGGUGGAGCAGCUGGUGCUCUACAUGAAGGCAGCUCAGCUCCUGGCUUCCUCCCUCCAUCUGGCCAAGGCUCAGAUUAAAUCAGCCAAGCUCAACCCUUCCACUGCAGUCAAACAAGUGGUGAAGAGUCUGAACGAGCGUUACAAAAGCUGCAUCUCCCUCUGCCGGCGGCUGACCGACAAACUCAACCACUUCUUCUCUGAUAAGCAGCGAUUUGUGGACGAGAUCAACAGCGUCACUGCAGAAAAGCUCAUCUACAAUCACGCUGUGGAGAUGGUUCAGUCAGCAGCUCUUGAUGAGAUGUUCAAGCAGACUGAGGACAUAGCCUACCGCUACAGCAAGGCCGCCAUGCUGCUGGACGGCCUGUCCAAGAUCCUACAAGACCCCACUGACAUCGAGAACGUGGUCAAGUAUAAGGCCAGUGUGGACCGCAGGAUCUCAGCCCUCUGCUACUGCACUGUCACGCUGUAUGAGUAGCAGCUCAUGCACUCACACACACACAUAUAUAACACGCACACACACAAAGAGAGGGACCACGUCCUAAGACUAUUGACUACAGUCCUCACAAUCCUGCUGUUCCCUCCUGUAGCAGUUCAAGCACUUUUUUUUUCAAUUGAUAGGUUUCAUCUGUAUUUAUCAUCAGUUAGUUUAACUUGCUGCAUCACGGACUGAACUGUGACAAGCGACUGAUGCGCAAAUUUACAACCAAAGAUGACAACGGAUCCAGAAACAAAGGCUGAUACCGGAUGCGAACAUAAAACGUGCACUUUUAAGUGCUUUUUAUAUGCCGUGAUGGUGGCAAACCAUCAGAUCAACACACACACACACACACACACAUUAUAUAUGUUCAGGAUAUUUGUUUUUUUUUACCGGAAGAAAAAAAAGGAUGGACAGGACUAUGACUAUGAGAAAGUGUUGUGGGCUUCAAGAGACUUCAGCUCCCCAAGCGUGAAGCAGUGUAUCUUUUUAAAAUCCUGCAUACUAUGUGAUAUCGUUGGUUAUUUACUCUGUGUUUAAGUUGUUAUUGUUCUUAUUUAUUGGUUCAGAAGAACAUGGAUGUUUUUAAUCUCCUGCCUGUCUUGAAAACCUCAAGUAUUGGAGUAGAAGGAAAUGGAAGAAAUUAACAAAAGGCUUACGGCCGCUCACUGUAACAGAUCCUACUUAGAUGCUCCGAAACAAAAUUGAAAUCAAACACAGACUCCUGUUACACAAACUAAAAUAACAGACAGCCACGAGAGCAAAGGAACCUGUAGAUUUGUAAUUGAUUUGUUUUUAGGUGUAUGUUUUUUUUUUCAUGUGUUGUUAGCUCAAGCACUUUAUUGUGGAUUGAGAGGAGGAGAUGGUGUGUGUGGGGUGUGUGUGUGUGUGUGUGUGUGUACGUGUGUAAGUAAGUACAAGUUCUGAAGGUAGAAAUGUGAAGGCAGGGGAAGGCUCUCUAAUCACUCCUGCUCCCAUCGUGUGUGCGUGUGCGUGUGCGAGUGCGUGUGCGUGUGUAACAAGUCUACAAGUGCAAGUGCAUACAUCUCCCAUAAAGCAGAGGAACCAAUCAGACAGGAGAUUUGUUUUUUAUUGUCAAAGUUGAAUUCAUAUGUUUGACAGAACCUCUUUUUCUACCUUACUGAUUUUAAAGUCAUAUAGUUAAAGGGACAUUCCCCCACUUUUACACAUCAAGAUCAGUUUACUUGUCAUGAGGAGCACUUACUCAGCCUGUGAAAACACGUGAUGUGGCUCUCUGGAUGAGCUAUUAUCAGGCAGUAUGGGGCUAAUAGCUGGCUGUAUUGAGUUGCAUUAUGGGAAGUGUAGUGAUACUGCAGUGUUUGUUGGAGUUUGAUCCACCUUUUCCACCUGAAAGUCAUGACAUCAGCAUCCCCUGCUUAAUUUUUGAUAUUAUUUAUUUAAUCUGUCUUUGGUAAUUUCUCCAGCUUUAUGAAAGUGUUAUACUAAAUCAAUGGAAUAUCCCUUAAUAUAACAUUUUAAUAAUAAUAUAAUACCAUUGACAGGAUGACUGAUAAUGUCAAAGUAAAGAGCUGGGUAGCUUUGAUAAGAUAAUUUAGCAUUCAUCUGCACUUUCCACGCAGAUUUCUGACAGAAAAAUCGGACAGCUGCUUGUCACAUGGUCCAUGUUCCUCUUAGUCAUUUUUAUGGGGAUGUAAUGCACCCGCAGUGACUUGUCCAUCAUGCCGCUCACAGUGAGGAAAAGGUUGAGGUGAACUUUGGGUGAUGGUGUCUCACUCUGCUCACAUUGUCACAUAAUCUGUAAGGCUCAGAACCCGAGAAACUGAUCCACCGCAGCGGCGUCCGGCCUCGUUCUCCUGUCACCGCCGCAGCACCGAGCAGCCAAUCAGGCGUCCGCUUUAACCAUGAUGGAGUAAAUAUUGAAACUGAAUGGUCAUAUUACUUGACGAGUAACCUUAUUAUAAGUUUGAUUUUUACUAAAAAAUACUACAGCUUUUUAUGUUUGUCAGUAUCUGUAGCUCAUUUUUAACAAAACUUGAUGUUUGCAAACUUGUAUAUAUUUUUAUGUGGUGCAUGUGAUGAUUCCUUUUCCCCUUUUUUUCGGGAGGGGAGCGAAUGCGUGUGAGAUCACAGUUUGAGUUUCGGGCGAGUGCCCUGCUUGUCAGUCAAAGAGCACAAAUCUUUAUAUGUACAUAGAUGAAUUUGAUACAUUUUCUUCAUGUCUGCCAAGGGUUUGCUAUAAGAAAAAAACUAAACCUAUUUUGGCACAACAGGGGUGUGCCAAAGAAUAAAAUAAAACUCAAGGCAGCUCCAAAACUUUCCAACGAACUCUUUGUACCUGGACUGUUCAUCGUUGAGAUCAAAACACACACACAUCUGUUCAGUGGGUCUUACACAAUAUUUCUGAAAUGAGUGUUAUGUCUUAUUUCAGACGUCUUUCUCAUUUCUCAAACAUUAAUGAGACUUGAUUUGUCACACUCUGCACUGCCUCCACUUAGUCCCUCUGCCUCCCCUCAAGUUAUCUGCUGUGCAGUGUAUGUACUGUAUGUAUGUAUGAGUGUAUAUACACACGUGCACUUGCCAGGUGUGCAUUAAGGCCAGUAGUAUACAGUUGAUGAUGGAAAAGGUGGUGCCUUCUUCUUGCGAAAGCAGACAUACGUAGGCCUACUCCUCUGUACAGGUGUGAAUACAUUUGUUUUUUUUCUCUCUGUGUAAAAAUGUGUAUAAAUGCAUUCAAAAGGCAUCCGGUGGUCUCCGGGCCUGUUCCUCUGAUGUACUGUUCUUUUUUUCUAGACAUAUCUGGGGUUUCAGUUUCCCUCGUCCUUGUCAUGAGCACUCUGAACCACACAAAGCCUUUUACUGCACACAGAGUGUAGAGGGACAAAUAAAGCUGAUAGAAUCCCACCUGAAUCUUUGCUCUGUACCAUUUUUUUUUUUUUGGUCUGUGGACUGUAACUGAAGACAGACUGUUUUUUUUAAAGAAAGCAUGGGUACCAAGUCUGCAUUUUACCCUGUAGAACCUCUAGAAUCUUGAAUGUAUGUACCCUGAUGUUUUAUGCGCCUCUCCAGCUUGAUCUGAAUGCAUUUUGAAGAACCCCUCUGUCAGUCAUGACCUCUCUCUCUCUUUCUCUGAACUGACCCUGAAAAUGCAACACUUUCCAAGCACCGGUUUUUCAAAGAGAAAAGUCAACGUUAUACUCGUUUCUCUCACUGAGGGGUGUCUCUCUUUUUGUUCUUUAUGGAACUCGAAUACAGUCUUUGUUAUUAAAAAAAGAGAAUAAAUGAA